AUGUGUGAACCUUCAUAUUUACAGGGUGAUCCUCCGCACUACUGGCAGUUUGAGAGGACGCCUGUUCGUCAGUGGUGGGCAAAGCAUUUUGGCGUUUCUGAUAUUGAACAUCACGAGCGAAAUCUUGCUUACUACGAAAAAUUAGGAAUACAAGCUAGAUGGAGACAAAUUGAACAGCGAGUAAAGCACUUGGAAGGCGAGCGCUGGGAUUACAAAGCCUGGAGCUACCAACCAGUGUCAUCCACCUGGGUGGACUAUGGUAGAUGGCAUGCAUUACGCAUACGAGACCAAUACGAGCAACAUGGACAUUACCCGCAGUAA
Cylicostephanus goldi is the source of this 321-nucleotide messenger RNA. NCBI's taxonomy places the organism in Eukaryota, Metazoa, Nematoda, Chromadorea, Rhabditida, Strongylidae. The record is from the annotation of a GenBank genome assembly.